Messenger RNA from Pelobates fuscus (common spadefoot toad), 930 nucleotides. Its product is annotated as olfactory receptor 10AG1-like. NCBI's taxonomy places the organism in Eukaryota, Metazoa, Chordata, Amphibia, Anura, Pelobatidae. The transcript has a single exon. The coding region runs from base 1 to 930 and encodes 309 amino acids. Gene Ontology annotation, molecular function: G protein-coupled receptor activity; olfactory receptor activity. Gene Ontology annotation, biological process: G protein-coupled receptor signaling pathway. Gene Ontology annotation, cellular component: membrane. The record is from RefSeq and is a predicted model, not a curated record.
AUGGAAGAUUUUAACAAUACGAUAGUUACAGAAUUUAUUUUACUGGCAUUUUCCAACACUCCUGAUCUCCAGAUGUUCCUUUUCACUGUGAUUUUGUUGAUGUACAUUAUCUGUAUCAUUGGUAACAUUGUCACCAUCAUUCUGGUUAGAAUUGCACCUUCACUCCAUAACCCAAUGUAUUUUUUUAUCACAACGUUUGCUUUUCUAGAGAUUAUGUUUGUUUCGGUUACUAUUCCAAAACUCUUAGAUAAUCUAAUUACAGCUAAUAAAAAUAUACAUUUUAUUGGUUGUUUUAUUCAGUUAUAUUUAUUCAAUGCCUUGGGGGAAUCAGAAUGUAUUCUCUUAUCUAUGAUGGUCUUUGAUCGAUAUAUAGCUAUUCACAGUCCUCUACAAUAUCCAGCUAUUAUGACCCAUUCUUUCUGUAUUGUGCUGGCUCUUACCCCAUGGACAGUUGGUUUUGUUAUGUCUUUCAUUGUUACAAUAUUUACGGCUCAGUUGGAAUUCUGUGGCCCCAAUGAAGUCAACCACUUCUUCUGUGACUUGGCGCCUCUACAGAAUUUGUCUUGUUCUAAUUCCUUCAUCAGCAAAGUGGUCACAAGCAUAGUAGCUGUCAUUACCUUAGUCAUUCCAUUCAGCUUAAUAAUCAGGUAUUACAUCCACAUUAUUUUAAUUGUUUCAAAAAUAAAGACUUCAGAUGGAAAGAAGAAAGCCUUCUCUACGUGCUCAUCUCAUCUCAUAGUGGCCAGCCUAUUCUUUGGUACAGCAUUUACUGUGUAUGUCAGACCUGAAGGAAGUCAUUAUGACAAAUAUCUAGCACUUAUUUAUACUGUAGUGAUUCCAAUGCUUAACCCUUUCAUCUACACUUUGCGAAAUCGGGAUAUCAAAACUGUCUUCCUACAACUAGUGAGUCAACUUUUAAAGCAGCUUUAA